This is a messenger RNA of Gossypium raimondii (Peruvian cotton), 1509 nucleotides long. RefSeq lists its product as uncharacterized. Gene Ontology annotation, molecular function: microtubule binding. The record is from RefSeq and is a predicted model, not a curated record. Gene Ontology annotation, cellular component: cytoplasmic microtubule. Bases 226 to 1266 code for a protein of 346 amino acids. The transcript is spliced from 6 exons. NCBI's taxonomy places the organism in Eukaryota, Viridiplantae, Streptophyta, Magnoliopsida, Malvales, Malvaceae. Gene Ontology annotation, biological process: microtubule cytoskeleton organization.
AAGACAAAAGGCCGUCUCUCACACUCACAUGCAAUAGACCCGUGCCUGCCGGCCCCGGUCGGAUUUUCUUCCCACAAUACUCUGAAACGAUAUCGUUUUGGAUCAGUUUGUUUCCUUUUAUAUAAAAGACUCGCCAUUUUCACUGGUCAGUCUUAACGCGAGUCACAGUGUUCGCCGAUCGCUUCGUCUCUCUCUCCAUCUUUGUUUCAGACUUUAAUUUCUAUAAUGUCGGGGAAUGCAUUAAGAGAUCUCAAUACUUUACCUACACCUGAGAGGAAGAAUGACAGCUCCAGUAAAGGGAAUUUUACUAAGCCUUGCAAUGGGAAGACAAUUGAAAAUGUUGAAGAGCAGCUGAAGAAAAGCCUGUCUUCUGUUCAAAUAAAUGGAGGUGAAACUUUAAAUGUGCAGCACAAUAAGAGCUCCGCUUCUGUUCAAAUAAAUGGAGGUGAAACUGUAAAUGUUGGAGUGGAGGUAGCUAAUUCGGAAGUAGAAUACAUUGAAUCUGAGAACUUGAGUGAUCUAGAAGAUGUUGAUACAUGUCUUAAGAAGCUCUUACCUGGACUUGACUCUAAAGAUUGGAUUUUGGUUGUUGAAACACUCAAUAAUGUUCGUCGAUUAUCAGUAUUCCAUAAGGAAAGAAUGCAUAGUAUGCUGGGUGAUUUGAUCCCUCUUGUAGUUAAGUCCUUGAAGAAUCCUAGGAGUGCUGUUUGUAAAACUGCAAUUAUGACAUCUGCUAAUAUUUUCAGUGCGUAUAAUGAUGAUUUGAUUGAUUCUUUGGAUCCCCUGCUUGUACAGCUUCUUCUUAAGGCUUCACAAGACAAAAGAUUCGUAUGUGAGGCAGCUGAGAGGGCCUUAGAGGCUAUGACUACUUCAGUUUCCCCUAUGUUGUUGUUGCCCAAGUUGCAACCCUAUCUGAAGAACAGAAACCCACGAAUUCGAGCAAAGGCAUCAAUGUACUUUAGUCGUAGUGUUCCACGUCUGGGUGUUGAGGGAAUUAAAGAAUAUGGAAUUGACAAAUUGAUACAAGUAGCUGCAUCCCAACUAAGCGACCAGCUCCCAGAGUCACGGGAGGCUGCUCGAACCCUUCUUUUGAAGCUGCAAACUGUAUAUGAGAAGUCCCACGGUCUCUCAACUGUAGUAUCUGAGAAUCCAGAGAUGGGCUCUUGGGAGAACUUUUGUCUGUCAAAGCUCUCUCCUUUAAGUGCACAAGCAGUGCUUCGUGUGACAACAAACAUCGCUCGGGAAGGUCUCGUUAUUGGUUCCUAACGGUGAGUUUUAUAUCGACCAUAUAUGAGUUUGUAGCAAGUAAUGUCUUCUUUUUAAUUUUGGCCACAAAUAUAUGAGCUUUAGUGAGCAGAGUCUACAGUCACCUAUUACUGUUUUGGCUUUGGUUUUGUCCUUUGUCCUUGUAAAUUCUCUUGAAUCAUUGUCUCCCAUCUUGGUUAAGAAAUUAGUCGGAUUGGAAUUGAAAUCGAAUUAAUGAUAUUCUUUGCAUAUGGUUCCCGAAAA